Molecule: messenger RNA, 1690 nt
Organism: Gasterosteus aculeatus aculeatus (three-spined stickleback)
Lineage: Eukaryota; Metazoa; Chordata; Actinopteri; Perciformes; Gasterosteidae
Gene: zpr1
Product: ZPR1 zinc finger
Cellular component (GO): nucleus
Molecular function (GO): zinc ion binding
Source: RefSeq, a predicted model, not a curated record
AAGAAGAAAGGGCGGAAGUAGCUGAGAAAGAAGGUGCGCACCACAUCCAUCGUGCGUAAGAGGCUCGGCGCUUGGUCACACAGAAAGUUCCAGCAAGUCACUCCGCCGAGAAGAGACGCAUUAAACGCGGGGGGGGAAAGAAAUGUCUGUUAUUUCGGAGGAAAAUGUCCGCGGCGAGAACUUAUUCAAGGAAAUCGGCGCCGACGGCGAAGACUGGCAGCCCACCGAGCUGGAGAGCAUGUGUAUGAACUGCCACCUGAACGGUGUGACGCGCUUGCUCCUGACCAAGAUACCCUUCUUCAAAGAAGUCAUCGUCAGCUCGUUCAGCUGCGACAACUGCAACUGGUCCAACACCGAAAUCCAGUCCGCGGGUCGGAUACAGGACCAAGGCGUUUGUUACACGUUGAAAGUCAAAACCAAGGAGGACUUGAACCGGGAGGUGGUGAAGGCGGACAGCGCGACCACCAGGAUACCCGAGCUGGAUUUCGAAAUCCCCCCCUUCACCCAGAAAGGUGCCCUUUCCACCAUCGAGGGCCUGCUGGACCGGGCCGCCGCCGGCCUGGAGCAGGAGCAGCCGGCCCGGCGCCUCAACGACCCCGAGGUGGCGGAGAAGAUCGACGGGUUCAUCCAGAAGCUGAGGAAGCUGAAGGAGGUGGAAGACGAGUUCACGCUGGUGAUCGAGGAUCCCUCCGGCAACAGUUUCGUGGAGAACCCCACGGCGCCUCAAAGAGACGAGGCCCUGACCGUGUCCCAUUUCAAGAGGACGGUCCAGCACGACAUCCAGCUGGGGUUACGGGCCGAUGGCGACGACGAGGAGCCGGACGAGGAGCCGGCCGGCAGCGACAUCGACACCAUGAGAGGCGAGGUUCUGGCCUUCAACACCAACUGCCCCGAGUGCAACGCGCCGGCCUCCACCAACAUGAAGCUCGUCCAGAUCCCCCACUUCAAGGAGGUCAUCAUCAUGGCCACCAACUGCGACAGCUGCGGCCACCGGACCAACGAGGUGAAAUCCGGCGGCGCCACGGAGGAGAUGGGCACCAGGAUCACCCUGCGGGUCACCGACGUGUCCGACAUGACCCGGGACGUGCUGAAGUCGGAGACGUGCGGCAUCGGCAUCCCGGAGCUGGAGUUCGAGCUGGGGAUGGCCGCCGUGGGCGGGAAGUUCACCACCCUGGAGGGGCUGCUGACGGACAUCAAAAACCUGGUCGUCUCCAAGAACCCCUUCAUCUGCGGCGACAGCGGCGUCUCGGAUCGGGUGGAGAAGCUGCGCGCGUUCGGCGAGAAGAUCGACAGGAUCAUGGCCGGGGAGCUGGAGGUCCACGUCGUCCUGGACGACCCGACGGGGAACAGCUACGUGCAGAACGUGUACGCGCCGGAUCCGGAUCCCGAGCUCACCACGGAGAAGUACACGCGCACGUUUGAGCAGAACGAGGACCUGGGUCUGAACGACAUGAAGACUGAGGGGUACCAGGAGGAGCAGCCGAGUGGCAGCGGCGCCGCAAAGCACUAAAUGGGUCGGAACUCCCGGCGUAAUGACAUCGCUUCAUAUUUUCUACCAUUAAACAGACGUUUUAAGUUGAACCCUGGGUGGACGGUUGUCUCCAGCAGUGUAUUUGUUGGCAAAAAGGACUUGUUGUUGUUGUCUAAGUUGCCUAAAUGCUGCCGUCAUUAAAGAUGCGUCCUUAAUCUC